Plasmopara halstedii is the source of this 231-nucleotide messenger RNA. RefSeq lists its product as uncharacterized. Bases 1 to 231 code for a protein of 76 amino acids. The record is from RefSeq and is a predicted model, not a curated record. Lineage: Eukaryota; Oomycota; Peronosporomycetes; Peronosporales; Peronosporaceae. The transcript is spliced from 4 exons.
AUGAUUGUUAUAUAUACAUGGGCCUCAUCUUCACGACUUUAUCAUUCAACCAAGAGGAAAGUAUCGUACAAUCUUACGUGGGCAUAUACGCUGACAUUCCGAUCGUUAGCUGAAGAGCAGCUUGUCGCCACGAUGAUGAGAGUGGCGGCGACUUCAACUGAGUUCGGCUAUCAUGAAACGGCAACACUUGAGGUGAGGAAGUAUGCUUUUAAGGUAUUCUACACAUCAUAA